Molecule: messenger RNA, 6019 nt
Organism: Amborella trichopoda
Lineage: Eukaryota; Viridiplantae; Streptophyta; Magnoliopsida; Amborellales; Amborellaceae
Source: RefSeq, a predicted model, not a curated record
UCUACCUUCCUUCUUCCUCUCUCUAAGAACCAUAUGGAACCUCUUUCUCUCUCUAAACCUUCUCCCUCUAAAAACCCUCUGAAGUUUCUCUCUCCAAAAUCCUUUUAAACAUUUGGCCACCAUUUCUGCAGAGAGAAGAAGCAGGCGAAAUCGAGAGGACAUUUGCAACUUAGAGAAGCUCUGUUUUGGGAUUCAUCACGCCAGAACGAAGUUCGUUUUUAUUAUACGUAUUUUUUGCUUUUAUAGGGUUUCUUGCUGUUCCCUUUCUCCCUGGUUUUCAUGAAUCUUAGUAUUGGCAACUCUCUCGUUUAGGUAUUAUUAUUAUUAUUAUUUUAAAUUUGUACUCAGUUUUUUUUUCUCUUUUUGUUGUUUGUUUCUCUUUCUCCCUGGUUUUUUUCUCUUUUUGUUGUUUUUUUCUCUUUAUGAUAUACGAAGAACCAGAAAUUUACUAGAGCGGAUUUUUUUGUGAAAUGAACGCUUAAAUCAUGGUUUUUAAUACUUCUAUAAUUGUUUUUUGUGAUUUUUUGAAGUCUCUGUGUUCGUUAGGGCUUGAUUAGGAUUAAUUUUAAGUAUAAUAUUAGAAUUUAUUUUCAUGAAUUCAGGGUUUUGUUUCACAGAAAAUAUAACAUUAAGUAGGUUUCUUGAGUUAUAAUAUGGUGCAUUUUAGGGAGAAAUGUAACUUUGGCCCAUUUUCGAUGUCACAUCGAGGAAAAGAUAAACUUAUUGUAGUACUGGAUAUAAAAUAUGGAUAAACGAUUAUUUUGUUGAUAAGAGAGAAUCUUUCGGGUUCUGAUUCCAUUUAUACUUUUUAUGUCUUAUUUGAUUUUCCAGAAGUUUUUAUUGAGGAAAAUUUUCCAGAAGUUUUGGCUAAUUUAUUUUUGUUUUAUUGGUGGUGAAUGCUUUUCUCUUAAUAAUUGCCUUGAUACUUGAACUUCUGUGUGCAUGACGUAGACUAAAUCAUAGAUCUUUUAAUGCUUGGAUAUUUGAAUAAAUCAUAGACCUUUUUGUGCUUGGUUAUGUGCUCUGAUAGGAAAAUUUGGAACUUCAUUAGUUAUGUAUCAAUUGUGAUGAAUUUAAUGCUUUACAGUUCACGCUACUAUUCUUUUCAUGUUUAAUACUGGUUUGAAGGCUUGAUUGCUGUUUGCACUGGCACGUAAAUUGUGUGUGCUGAAAAUUGUACGUUUCAAUGGUUUUGGGGUCAUGGAAAUCGAUAAAAUACUAGGAUUAUUUGCUAUAGGUAUGUUUCUCUUUAGGAGAAUAUAAUUCGAAGCUACAUAACUCGUAACAGUGUGAAGGCAUGGGUUUUUCUACCCAGGAAGUUAUUUUCAUGAUAGCACCAAUUUCGUUGGCUGUUUCCAACAUGUGAAAUUGUGCUCAACAUUUGAGGAUCUGCGAACUAAAAAUUAUGUGGUACCAUUUGUAGCACUUCUUAGGCAGAGUGGCUGUCAUGGCUGUAUUGGAAUAACUCAGGUGUGUGGGUUGGAUUGGGUUGGUGCUUGAAUGGAGAUAUCACAUUAGUUGAGUAUCUGUGGGAGGGAUUACUAUUAAAUAAAGUGGUUCCGUGGACAGGAAACACAAUGAUUCAUGGUGAAUGGGAGUCCUUAAAAGUCUUUGUGAGGGUGAGAUGUUGAGGCCAGUUUGCAUGCUCUUUGUAACUGUAUUCAUGAACGGGAAACUCAUGAAUGUGGGUUGAACUUGUUUUGAAUGGUCAGGGGAAAGGGAUUCUCCUAUCUAGUGAAGAGCAACGGGACGUACUGAUAAAUAGCUAGACAGCAUCAAAUGGUGCUUGUUACUAUUCAUCAAUGAUGGGACUUGAAGAUGGGACUCAUUCAUGAAUAACUGGUAUGUCCAAACUGAUCCUAAGAUUAUCUGAUGGUUGGCUUUCUCGUGUGGAGAUGGCUGCUCUCUGUGGAGGAGAUGGUUGCUUUUAGACAUGAGCAGAUGAUGGUAAUAGGAUUACUGGAUAACAGUACAGUAAAUUUAAAUGCAAUGGUGGAGAUUGAUGCUUUUCAAAGCUUCGUUUGCUAGAGACAAGAUUCAGUGGGAACCCUUUGCACUGUUGGUUCAUCUUAUUCCUGAUCCAUAGUUUUUAUGAAGUUCUGCAGUGGAUAUGACCGGUUAUUUGUUGAUUUCAUGUUGAGCGUUUGAGCUUACCUCAGCUCUGAGGUUCAGGUGAGUCUGAUUUGCUCUCUGUCUUUCUGUUUCACUUAUGGGGUGUUACAUGAAAUUCAUUGCUUUGGGAUUUGGUCCAUGCUGCGUAUGGUGAGAAUGACAAGAGAGAUAUAAUGAAACUUGAUUACUUGGGUUUUUAACAAGAAAUGUUACAGGAGGUCAGCUGCUGCGGACUGUACAUGCUUAGUCUAGAUUUCCCUGGUAAUGGUCAAAAUUCAGUAAAUAGUUUCAAGGUGAAAUAUUUAUGAGAUCACAGUUUACAAUCUCCAGAGAUUUGGAAGUGGUGGGUAGUGUAGGGAUGAGAAGUCUGUUGAAGCUUGAAGGGUGAGAGAAGCAGUUUACCCUGAAGCUAAUUUCACAUUUAUGGUAGGUUGAAGUUUGACCUGGUUUUGGGUGGGUUUAAAAAGGUUUAGAUAAGAUUGGUAUGAUAUAGCAUAUUUGGGAGACCGUACAAAGACAACACUUUCACUGGAGCAGAUUUUCAUUCCUUGCUGAUGGGACAGGCUUGAGGUUUUUGUGAGGUUAGAAACGGGGCCUCAAGUCACCCAAUGGGACUACAUUUUCAAUGUAAAAGGGUGGUUUAGCGAGAUUUGCCGUGUGCCAAGAGGCUUUGUAAGAUCAUGGAGACUUGUGAGAGUUUUGAAGCUAACAGAUUUACCUUUCAUCAUUUGUCUAGGGGGGCUAAUUUAAACUGGGGUGCUAUUAGUCAUAUGGUGAUCAUUGGGACUCAUUCUUGGCUUGUUUCCUUUUUAAAACUUGUGCUUUUAAUGACAUCUUACUUCACAAGAGAAUAUUGGAGAGAGUUCUGAGUUGCAUGGUGUUGCCUUUUUCCUGGCAUUAUUUGAGAGAAGCAGAAAAAACUCUGUGGUCUAUUUAUUCAUUGAUGUAUGGUUCAGAGUUGUGAUUGCUUGUGUGACUAUGCUUCCUGGUUACUAUGUUAUUCCAUUACUGUUGGAGUAAAAUUUGAUGUGGACUAAUGUGAAGUGGCAAGUGAUUCAUGGCCAAGUGUUUUGAAAAUGUAUGUAAGAAUAGGCUGUUGAGUAUUUUUAAAAUCAAUUAAUUAUAGGAAGCUGUUACAAACCUUGUUAAGGACAAAACAGGCAGAACUUAUGAACUACUUUAUUUAUGAGAGAUAUGAUCUUGUACCCCCUAUAUUUGGUUUAGAAAUGAGAAGGUUCCCUGUAAUAAUAUAGCUUAACAUUGUUUGGAUUAUUAAACUGUCAUUUUUUUGGAUUAGAAACUGGGAUACUUUAUAAAUUUUCUUAUGUUGGUGAAAUUAAGUCUAGAUGAGAUAAAUAUUGUUCAAAAUUUGAUGGCUACUGACUCUUGCAGUCGCUUAACUUUGUUCAAGAAUGUAAAUCCCAUCUUUCCUUUUAGACACUAAAGGAGGGAGUCAUAGUUGUUACAACUUUGAUGUACAUGAGUAUACUGAUUGCGAGAGGAAAUCGUGACACGUUCUUGUUUUGUCAUUUGUGGUUGAGGAGGCUUACAAUCUCUUGAAAAUGUUAGGUUUUUCGGUCAUGUUCACAAAAUACUUUGCCAUCUUGAAUACAGGAACUUUGACAUGUGUGCUAUUUAAUUUGAUGAGUGGGCUGAUUGUACUGAAACACAUGACAAUCGAAAAUCUCAGUUAAAGAAAGUCAUGUUCAUUAAUUCACAAACUUAGCACCUAUCUCUCUAUUCUUUGUCGCCCUUAAACAAAUGACUGCUUUAAUUGAUGAGCAAGAUACAUACCAUUAUUGGGUUGCUAGACUCUUGAGUUAUUCGACUGACAUGAGCAACCUCUAGUCUCUUGAGCAAUAAGCAAAAAGCUAGAUGACCCCGGAGUAAGAAUGACCAAUUAUGGUCUUAAGUUACUGGAAUCCAAGGUGCAGAUGUUUGGUCAAAAAGCAAAAAAAUUACUGCAGGAUUCAUCCUGGCAAUUGGUGAAUUGCUUUCUAAGCUAUUCAGGUAAAAAAAGAAAAAAAAAAGAAAAAAGAAGAGAGAUUUAGCACAUGCACAGACUUCCAGUAUAUCGACAAGGACUGGAAGUUCCAUACUGCAUAGCUUUAUUUUCGAGGAUCACGAACAACGUUUCAAGCAUGGUGUUAAGGUAUGGAUGGUGGCCCAUGAGCACCUUGCUGGUGUUCAAUGGAAGCUCCCCGAGCUCUUAUUUAUAAGUGUUUUUUAGUUUGCGUGUGCUUUUCCUCUUUUCAUGUGCUUGAUGUUGUGAUGUACUGCCUUUUACCAGAAAUGAGGCGAUUCUGUUGCUGCUUUUAACAAGUGAUCAGCUGAUCAUGCUGCAAAAAUUCAUUGCUUGUGACAACUGGAGAUUCAAGAACUCUCAAUACCUCAUCAUGUCUAUGAUGGGGGUUAUUAUAGCUCUGCUUAUUCUGAUGAAUUCUUCUUUGGAGUUUUGCUGAAUGGAGCUGUUCAGCCUUGCUUGGAUUGUAUGCUUGCUGAUUUGAAUUGAUCUUCACCAAUACUCGAGAGGCAGCACUUUGGGUGUUUGCAUGGGUUGCUCAGGUGUUGACUACAUGUUUUAUGUCUUUGGAACUGGAAAACUGAUGUUGUGCCUUUCUCAGGUGUUGCUUAAUACUUUACGUGGCCAUAUUUGUCUAGUAACUUUCAUUGAAAGUGCUCAACGUAUUGAAAAUGGAGACUGUCGGGAAAUUUUCGGUACCCCUUGGACAUGAUGAGUCUUGGAAACAUGAGGCAACUUGUGAAGUGAUGCAAGGAAACAAUAGCAGCACAUGUACUAAAGAAUCCAGGGCAGAACGUAUUGCUACUCUUCAAACAAGGGAGGAAGACGCAAACAUCCAGUACGUUGAUAUACUUGAGCGGGGAUUCACGCAAUAUGGGUUCAUCAACGACUCCGAUAUACCUGAGCGGGGAUUCAUGCAAUAUGGAUGUUCACAUUACCGGCGGAGGUGUCGUAUUAGAGCUCCAUGUUGUAACAAGAUUUUUGAUUGCAGGCAUUGCCAUAAUGAGGCAAUGAAUUCCAUUGAUGUUGAAAAAAUGCAGAGGCAUGACCUUCCUCGUCAUCAAGUGCGAAAGGUCAUCUGUUCCUUAUGCAACACUGAACAAGAUGUCCGGCAAGUUUGUAUUAACUGUGGAGUUUGCAUGGGAAAAUACUUCUGUGAGACCUGCAAACUCUUUGAUGAUGAUUUAUCUAAGAACCAGUAUCACUGUAAUGGUUGUGGAAUUUGCAGAACGGGUGGGCGUGAUAAUUUCUUCCACUGCUACAAAUGUGGUUGCUGCUACUCUGUCAUGUUGAAGACCUACCAUCCCUGUGUGGAGAGGGCAAUGCAUCACGAUUGCCCCGUUUGCUUUGAAUAUCUAUUCGAAUCUACAAAUGACAUCACUGUCCUGCCAUGUGGGCAUACCAUUCACGUGGAUUGCUUGAAAGAAAUGAGAGAUCAUUUGCAGUUCUUUUGCCCACUCUGCUCAAAGUCUGUAUGUGAUAUGUCCAAAGUUUGGGAGAAGCUUGAUAUGGAGAUUGCUGCAACACCCAUGCCUGAAUCUUAUCAAAACAAAAUGGUAUGGAUACUCUGCAAUGACUGUGGGGAAACAUCCCAAGUUCAGUUCCAUAUCGUGGCUCAGAAAUGCCUCAGCUGCAAAUCUUACAACACUCGUGUAACCAGAGGAGACCACACCACCCCAACUGCCUCCGCACCCGAAUGACCUCUCACGCCCCCUCUCUUGUCAGUGCUGGUCCUGCCGUCAGAUGUAAUUUUUUUUUUAUUUGUUUCCCUCCUCUAUUUAUUGAGAAAUGCAAAUUGCAAACAAGAGUUUUGCAGACUGGGUGUCAUUUGUCACCUGCUGUGAGGCUUUCAAUGGCAAUGAAAAUCUGCUUUCUUUGUUAUUC